CACGAUUCAGUUGUGAGUCAAAACCAGAACAAUGGUUUUGAAAUGAUUGAUAAUUGUUUUAGAUUUUGCCCGUUUAAAAUGUAUUGUUCUGUAUUUGAUAUGACUCUACAUGUGAUGUAGUGGUUUAAAGAAUAUAAAACGUGAUCUAGUCCUGGAACCUUUUUUCUCAGUUUCUUCAGCUUUAUGGCAGUAACAUGAAUAAGAAACAUGCUGUGUUAGGAAAAAAACGCAUGCAUGUAUAACAGUGUUAGAGUUUAGCCUCAGAAACUCAUCAGCUUUUUACAGAUGAUAACAAGAAUAUACGUUAAUAAUCAUGUACAGAUCAUUCUGCAUAUGCCGUCAAGCAGUUCAUGACACCUUUUUGAUUAAGGUGUUUAUCUCUUUGCAUCUCUGUGUUUUCUGCAGUUUGCAGGUGGUUAGUAAAGUCACACUAAUAAGCCUUGGCUGGAAGCGUGCAUGCGAGUCUUGUCUCACUCUGUGGUUGCUGAACCUUGUUCUAUAUAAACAAACAUUAGUCACACAUAGGCGUUUGAAGUAGGGAAACUCUACCAUGCAUCGCUUGCAUUACACUGACCUUUGAGGAAAGCUCUUCAGAAAGUGUUCAGAGAUAUAAUCAUUUAGUUAAUGGAAAAAGUAAGACCAACGGUCGGUUCUGUGUUCAAAUUAUUAGAUUUCUUUAGCUAAGUUUAGUCUAUAAGAAAUCUAAAAUUUAGCUUAAAAUACUGAAAAGAUUUGUGAUUCCUUUUAAGUUGCUUGUGAAACGGACUGCUCUCAAAAUGAAGAAAUUAAUCAGCAUUAUUUUACUCCUGAGUACCACGACGCAUUCAGAUAACUCUGUUCCCGCCUCAGUGCAAUUUGUGACAGUGGGGAGGACCGUGAAGAUACCAUGUAAAGGUUAUGGGAAUCACUCUGUUGCUACCUGGCUUUACAGAAGAGAAGACACAAGCUAUGAGACUAUUUUUAGUGAACGCAAUGGCAGGAUAUAUUUCGGACAAAGACGGAUCAGGAAAAAACCUUUGAGGGACUUUUAUUUAGAAUUCAGACCUUUCACUAAGGAGGACAAAGGGAUUUAUGUUUGUAAGCUCUGCAAAAACACAAUGGGUUGUACUUAUAGUCAAGCGAUAUCCCUAAUACCCCAAUACGAAAAAGAUUGUCCAACGUUAAAAACACACUUUAUCAUUGAAGGUGGCAGAUUCAGCUACACUUGUCUCCAUAAUCAAACACAUAAUGGAAAAGUUGGAUGGACUUUUAAGGUAGAAGGAGGGCACACUCUCACUCAUGUAAACAGUGAACUUACAGACAGAGCGUUGUUGUCUAUUCCGUAUGUUCAGCCGUCUCAUUCAGGAAUAUACAGGUGUUGGAGAGAAACAUUGACUGGGCAGUGGGAAACUGGUUAUUCACUGACCCUGUGUGUACUCACAGUCUCAGCUGAGGAGAUGACUGAUUCUCCACAGAACUGCACUCUUUACUGUGAUGUGGAUGUCGAUGCAGAGCGAGAUCCAAUCACUGUAGGGACAGAUAAAGGGAACAUCUCAGUUACUGGGAAAAUAAAGAAACCAAAGAGUUCUGUGAUCUGCAGGAUAAACAGCAGAGAUGUGGAGGCUAACAGAACAAGUGUUGAGGAACAUAAUACUUUUCAAGCAGGCGCCACAGAGGACAGAACCCUUUCACACACUGCUGUGCCAAUAAGUGCAGCAUGUGCAGCUGCUUUUUUCAUCAUUGUAGCUCUUGUCAUAAUUUUAUGGAGCUUACGACAGCGAGGAAUGACAGAGAGAAUCUCCUGCAGAGAAUCUCAAUCACAUACCAGGGAGAGUGUACAGGAUGAAUGUGAGACCCAGGUGAUUUAUUCUACUCUGGAGUUCAGCAAACAUCGACAACCGAGUGUCAUCACAUCCGACCACGAGUGUGUGUACAGCCAAAUAAGAGUGUAAGAAGAAAUUAUUAAUAAGAGUUCUACAGGCUCUUUUUUAUGUCACUGUCACAAUAUUUAGGAAAAAAAGUACCCUGUUUAUUUUACUUAAUUUAAAGUGAUUAAGUAGCACUUAAAAUGGUUCUUUAGUAAAAACAGUGGUCCUCUGUAGAAUCACCACUAUAAAAUAACACAGUUUGGAUGCUUAAGUUUCACCAAAACUAACAGAACAGAAGAUAUAAUGUAAAUAAUGUAAGACAGAAAUUAAAUGUAAUUCCAUCAUACAGUUCAGCAAAGAAUGUUAACAAAAUCUUCUACUGUGUUCAGAUGUCAAAAAAUAAUCAAGACAAUUCUGAUUUUUGUUGUUUUCUUUUUUUUUUUGACAGUUACAAUAUUGGAAAAGAAUAACACAUAAAAUGUGUCUUAAAUAUAAUUACCACAUUAUUUAUGUAUUUUUUUCUGUUUUUUUCUAUUUAUGUAUGUUAAAUAAAAAUUAAAUAAAAAAUUAUUUAUUACAGUUUGAUGAA
Molecule: messenger RNA, 2436 nt
Organism: Astyanax mexicanus (Mexican tetra)
Lineage: Eukaryota; Metazoa; Chordata; Actinopteri; Characiformes; Acestrorhamphidae
Exons: 7
Coding region: 777-1931 (384 amino acids)
Source: RefSeq, a predicted model, not a curated record